This is a messenger RNA of Neoarius graeffei (lesser salmon catfish), 2116 nucleotides long. RefSeq names its product BUB3 mitotic checkpoint protein (gene bub3). Gene Ontology annotation, molecular function: ubiquitin binding. Gene Ontology annotation, cellular component: mitotic checkpoint complex; kinetochore; bub1-bub3 complex. Lineage: Eukaryota; Metazoa; Chordata; Actinopteri; Siluriformes; Ariidae. The transcript is spliced from 8 exons. Gene Ontology annotation, biological process: mitotic spindle assembly checkpoint signaling. The record is from RefSeq and is a predicted model, not a curated record. The coding region runs from base 143 to 1123 and encodes 326 amino acids.
GACAGGAGCUAAACAGACCGGAAGGGUAAUACAGUUAGCGAGGCGACUAGCUGCCGGAAUAUUAGCUCAGUCAUACCGUGUUAUUAUUAUUAUUAAUUCUUCACAUUUUUAAAUAGGAACGGUUUUAUUCGGAAAUUCAACGAUGACUGGCUCAAACGAGUUCAAGCUGAACCAGGGACCUGAUGACAGCAUUUCAGCAGUGAAGUUCAGCCCCAACACCUCACAGUUCCUCUUGGUCUCCUCCUGGGACUCCACUGUCCGUCUCUAUGACGUCGGUGGAAAUUCGAUGAGGAUGAAGUACCAGCACCUGGCCCCAGUGCUUGACUGCGCUUUCUACGAUCCGACUCACGCGUGGAGCGGCGGGCUCGACCAUCAGCUGAAAAUGCACGAUUUAAAUACAGAUCAAGACACGAUUGUCGGUACACACGAUGCUCCUAUUCGGUGUGUGGAGUACUGCCCAGAGGUCAACGUCAUGGUAACGGGCAGUUGGGACAUGAGCGUGAGGCUGUGGGAUCCUCGGACCCCGUGCAACGCCGGCACUUUCACCCAGCCUGAGAAGGUGUACACGCUGUCUGUGGCCGGGGAUCGUCUGAUCGUAGGUACGGCGGGACGCAGAGUGCUCGUGUGGGACCUGAGGAACAUGGGAUACGUCCAACAGAGACGGGAAUCCAGCCUGAAGUAUCAGACGCGCUGCAUACGAGCAUUUCCAAACAAACAGGGCUACGUGUUGAGCUCGAUAGAGGGCCGAGUAGCCGUGGAGUACCUGGACCCAAGUUUGGAGGUUCAGAAGAAGAAAUACGCCUUUAAAUGUCACCGUCUGAAGGAAAACGGCACCGAGCAGGUCUAUCCCGUCAACGCCAUCUCCUUCCACAGCCUCCACAACACCUUCGCCACAGGUGGCUCGGAUGGUUUCGUGAACAUCUGGGACCCGUUCAAUAAGAAGCGUUUGUGUCAGUUCCACCGUUACCCAACCAGCAUCGCCUCUCUGGCCUUCAGCAGCGACGGCUCCCUGCUGGCCAUCGCCUCCUCGUACAUGCAGGAGCAGGGCGACAUCUCGCACCCCGCCGACGCCAUCUACAUCCGACAGGUCACCGACGCAGAGACCAAACCCAAGUCAACCUGAGGCUGUGUUCCGGUGUGUGUUCAGGAUCAGUGUGUUAUCCUGAGUCCUGAUAAGGUUCUGCUGGUAUCCAGUUGUUCAUACGUUUUUGUUUGUUUGCCCCCCCCUCCCUCUUUUCUACACAUUCUCCUCUUCUCAUCUUUGUAAGUAACAAGAUAGUAAAACUGUGUGUGUGCGCUGCUUCUCACUGUAAUAUUUCCUUCCUUCCUUGCCUUUUUAGUUUAUUCAUGGAUGUUUUGCGUCACCAGAGAAAUCCAGCCCAUUAAAUAUUCCUGUUCAGCUCAAUAAAAUUUAGCUUUGAUAAGUUUUAAAAAGUUUUUUGUCUUCUAAUGAAUUUAUAAACACACAAAGCUUAAAUGUGUGCCGCCGCCCCCCGGAUGUUUGAAUUGUAGUGUUGCUGAUGUCAGUCACAGCAGACGAACUGAAAAUAACAUGAAAUGGUGAGAAAUCACAGAUCGCUGCAUACUGAUUUACUUUCAUAUGGCAUUCCACACACUGUGUUAUUCCGUACACUACACUAUUCCAUACAAUUACACAUACUUCUGUGGGCCGUACACAUUGGUAUUCCAUACACUACUGUUUCCUGGAGAGCAGGGAUUCUCAACCUUUUCUGCUUUAAUGCCCACCUAUUCAUACUUGUAAUGAGUCAGGGCCCGUAAAAAAAAAGACCCCCCCCAAAUUAUUUUGGCUCAUCUAUUCUAUUAGAAUCUAAUAAUCUACUUUGAAAGUGUAUUAAUGGGAUGCAACAUCACUCCCUGUUACAGAUGGGAGCCCAGGAAUUAAAUAAAUGCAAUAAAACAAGUUUUUAAAAUGUAGGUGUUGUAUUUAAGACUGUAUGGAUGUGCCAGAAGCCAGACCAUGCAUGCAGGGCUUAUUAUAUUUUCUUCUUUUUUUUUUUUUUUUGUAUGUGUAAUUCUUUGUAUCUGUACAUGCACGACCCCACCAGCUCUGCUGAUCAACUUAUCAUGUUUUAAUAAAGUCAUUCCUUUAUUAUGA